CACACACGCAUGUCGUGGCGCUGCCAAUAUCUUAUCGCCGUUGUCAAAGCGCUCACUGUUAACGCCAAGCGCACAACCUAUCUGCUAAGCGCUGUCAUUGCGUCAGUUGCCUUUGGUCAAACGCGUGACUAACGACAAAUGAAAAACUGGCGCCGGCAAACGGUGAACUGCAUUGUGACGGGUGCACAGACGGGUGAUAAUUUCCAAACAUAUCAACUUGUUUACACACACAAUACCGGUUUGGCAAAUAGCGGAGCGUAAGUAGCGAACAGCGUAGCGGAGUGUUGUGCAAAUGGAAAUUAUUUGAAAAAAAAAAAAUUAAAUGCAAAUAAAAAAACACGAAAAUACAAUGGCAAACAAAACAGUUGACAAAGAUUACAAAAAAAAAAAACUAAUUUUAGUUUAACAUUAAAUAAAUAAGUGGAAAAUAAAGAACUGUAAAUCGAACUAGAUAAUUUAUGAGCGCAGCGCGCCGCAGCGUAAGCGCUAUGGGGCGUCUACUCGAAGGCGAAUUGAAGUCAGUUGUUGAGUUGCGAUAAUAUUGGCAAGUGAUCGACGCAGCGUUGAGCGGCUGACGAGCGUUUGCUUUUUCAUAGCAAAUAUUAAUAAUAAUAAUCAGAUCUGAGUGCGCGCGCGAAGUAUUAUUUGUGGUUGGUGGCCGAAAAUGUGUGCGUGAUGAAGUUGCAGAAACGAUGCUGGCAUUGGCGCCUACUGCUGCUGCCCUUAGCGCUGCUGCUGUUCACUUGCAUCUUCAGCUACGUGCAAUUCGUCGAGCAUGAGUAUGCAGACCUGCAAGCUGAACGCUACGAACAGGCGCAAGUGCUGCCUGUUGCCGCGGAGAGCGCGCUUAGCGACUACGUAAUAGCGGUGCGUGAAUUCCUGGCUGCGGCGCCGACAGAAACGCUAACGGCGCCGUGGGAAUUUUAUCAUUACAAUGCGGCACGUAGCGUUGCGAUUGGCGCCUUGCGCGCGUUACCCGAUACACGGGACGCUAGCUGCACAGCGCGUCCCUUCCAUCUGCCGACGCAACGUGCGCGCGUUUCCAUCAUCAUCGCGUUUCACAAUGAGGCACGUUCAGCGCUCUUGCGUACCGUAAUGACAUUGUAUCACCGCACUCCGCAGCGCUAUCUGCACGAGCUGAUACUGAUCGAUGACUGCAGCGCGGAUGUUGAUCUGCUGCCGGCUAUGCUUAACCUUCAGCUACCGCCAUUUAUGCGUAAUUUUUCAUCUUCGUCACCGCCAAUGACGACCGCAAACUAUGCUAGCUUACAUCCUUCGGCAAAUUCGAGCGACAGCGCGCCCACUUCACAGCCGCAAGUUACAAUUAAGAGUGCGCGUAAUACGCAACGAUUGGGCGUGAUUGUAUCACGUAAUCGUGGCGCUCGUCUUGCCACCGGCGAUUAUUUACUCUUCCUCGACAGUCAUUGUGAGGUUAAUGUAGGCUGGCUAGAGCCAUUGCUGGAGCGUUUGGCUAUAGGCGCGGCAGCCGUCAGCCCUGUGUUGGAUAGCAUUAAUGCGGAAUCAUUGGAGUAUACGGCGAGUUCGAAGUAUCUCAUGGGUGGUUUCGAUUGGAAUUUACACUUUCAUUGGAUACCGCGACCGCAAUCAACGCAAUCACAGUCACAGCGUGGCGACAAAUACAAGCAGCAGCAACAACAGCAGCAAGCAUUCGCAGAAUCUUUAAACGGGCAUGCCGCAUUCAGUUGGGCGCGCAGAAGAUUUAACGAGGCGCGCUCGCAACACAACACAAAUACCGCCGCAACGGCAUUCAAAAGCCCUACUUUUGCUGGUGGAAUAUUUAUGAUCUCUCGGGAAUGGUUUAAUAAAUUAAAUGGCUUCAACCCACUACUGCAGACUUGGGGUGGCGAGUCCAUUGAAUUCUCCAUUAAAUUGUGGCUUUGUGGCGGACAAAUCGAGAUUGUGCCAUGUAGCCGGGUCGGGCAUAUUUUUCGCAAACAGCAUCCAUUUCAUUUUCCCAAUGGCAGCGAUAGCCAGACAACAUAUCUCAGAAAUUCAAAAAUCAUUGCCGAAUCCUGGUUGGACGCCUACAAAUAUUUCUUCUACGCCUCCAAACCGGCGGCCAAGCAAAUACCCCUCAGCAGCAACGACACAGAGCAAACCCAUCAGUUGAGGCGCGCUCUCAAUUGCCAGCCAUUCUCUUGGUAUUUGCAGAAUGUUUUCCCGCAACUCAAACUGCCCAAUGAUGACUUUAUCGCAUUUGGCGCACUAAGCUCCGGCGAGCUUUGCCUGCAUAUCGCCAAUUAUGCCACCAGUCAGCUACGUAUGACUAGCUGCUUCCAAAAUGACGUUACUCACUGGUAUCUGCACCGACACAAUUCUCAAUUGCAAGCGAGUUCCGGUACGUGUCUCCACGUAGUCGCCGAUGUGCCAAUGCGCGCGACGAAGCUGAGAAACUCAACGCGUUCGACGCAUUUUCGUGUUGUGCUGCGGCCAUGCGUCGAUCAGGAAGUCGGCGAGCGCGGACAUAAUCAGCGCGCGAAUCAAAAACAGACACCGAAUCAACGUUGGUUGCGACGCGGUGGCUUGUUGGUGCACCAGCAGACGCAGUUAUGUCUCGAUAAUCCGCUAAGCGAUGUGGUUGUCGUCAGUCAUUGCCGCAAUGCCGCGCCGUCACAGCUGUUUCGCUUCGCCAUGGAACUGCAGCGACUGUAAUGGCAAUAACGGGGCGAGAUACUGUGUGCCCGUAUUUUGGCAUGAUUCUCCACACUGUGGGAGGGUAGGUGUGUUGUAUACGCAAUUUGCGGUUUGCCGGAUUUGUAAGAUAGAAAUCAAAUAUGGCAACACUGCCAUAACUGUAGGUACUAAAGAGUAACUGUAAUGUAUCUCAGACUUUUUUCAGCAGCUGCUUAAUUUAGAACCCUAUUAUAAGAUAUUUAAGUUCAAUUUAAAUUAAGUGUUUAAUAACAAUAAAACGAAUUAUUUAUUGAAUUCAAAGUAUGCUCUCUA
Bactrocera oleae (olive fruit fly) is the source of this 2967-nucleotide messenger RNA. NCBI's taxonomy places the organism in Eukaryota, Metazoa, Arthropoda, Insecta, Diptera, Tephritidae. The record is from RefSeq and is a predicted model, not a curated record.